Molecule: messenger RNA, 411 nt
Organism: Echinops telfairi (small Madagascar hedgehog)
Lineage: Eukaryota; Metazoa; Chordata; Mammalia; Afrosoricida; Tenrecidae
Product: prolyl-tRNA synthetase associated domain-containing protein 1-like
Exons: 1
Coding region: 1-411 (136 amino acids)
Molecular function (GO): aminoacyl-tRNA deacylase activity
Source: RefSeq, a predicted model, not a curated record
AUGACGCCUCACAUCCAACAUUUGAAAGGCACACACAGUAAGAACUUAUUUCUCAAAGACAAAAAGAAAAAACGCUACUGGCUGGUGACAGUUCUUCAUGACAGACAAGUUAAUUUAAAUUAUCUUGCAAAGAAGUUAGGUGUUGGGAGUAGAAAUCUGAGGUUUGGCGAUGAAGUGGCCACGCUGGAGAAACUGAAAGUUGGCCAAGGCUGGGCCACCCCACUGAUGCUCUUCUGCAACAGUGGAGAGGCGAAAUUUGUUCUGGAUUCUGCCUUUCUGGAAGGUGGACACAAAAAGGUGUUCUUUCAUCCCAUGACCAACGCUGCGACCAUGGGACUGAGCCCUGAAGACCUCACGUUCGUGAAGAAAACCAGACAUGACCCCGUAGUAAUACAUUUUGGUAAAAACUAA